This is a messenger RNA of Drosophila persimilis, 1136 nucleotides long. RefSeq names its product trans-1,2-dihydrobenzene-1,2-diol dehydrogenase. Gene Ontology annotation, molecular function: nucleotide binding. Lineage: Eukaryota; Metazoa; Arthropoda; Insecta; Diptera; Drosophilidae. Bases 59 to 1066 code for a protein of 335 amino acids. The transcript is spliced from 5 exons. The record is from RefSeq and is a predicted model, not a curated record.
CCAACCGCAUAGUUCUGCUCCAAGUUCAGGAUCAACAACGAAAGAGCACUCGAUAGACAUGGCAAAAAUCAUACGUUGGGGCAUCGCAUCGGCUGGAAAGAUCAGCGAGGAUUUUGUGAUUGCAUUGAGCACACUGCCUGCCAGCGAUCACAAGGUCCAGGCUGUGGCCGCUCGCGCUUUGGAUAGGGCACAGGAGUUUGCCAAGAAACAUGAAAUUCCGAGUGCUUAUGGCAGCUACGAGGAGUUGGCCAAGAGCAAAGAUGUCGAUAUCGUCUACAUUGGCACCCUUAAUCCCCAGCACUAUGAGGUCUCCCUGCUGAUGUUGAACAGUGGCAAGCAUGUUCUCUGCGAGAAGCCUCUGGCCAUGAACAAGAAGCAGGUGGAGGGCAUCCUGGCUGCCGCCAAGGCCAACAAACGCUUCUUCAUGGAGGGCGUAUGGUCACGUUUCUUCCCUGCCUACCAGCGUGUUCGUGAGGCGAUCUCUGGGGGACAAUUGGGCGAGGUUAAAGAGGUUGUGGUUAACUUUGGUUUCCCCCUAGGCAAUGUGGAUCGUUUGCAGAAACGCGAAUUGGGUGGAGGAGUGGUCUACGACCUGGGCGUGUAUACAAUUCAGGUUUCGCAGUGGGCCUUCCAGGAGAAGCCACUGAAAAUCGAAUCGAGUGGCACCACCAAUGCCGAGGGCAUUGAUGAUGAUGUGAGUUCCACUUUGACCUACACCGGUGGACGCACUGCACGCAUGCGAUUCUCCUCCAAGGUAAAACUGGACAACACCGCUGUGAUCAAGGGCACCAAGGGACAAGUGACGCUGAUUGAUUUUUGGUCCCCCAACAAACUGAUCGAUAUCGAUGGCAAGGAGAAGGAGUGGGUUCCGCCCAAGGGCAAAUAUCCAACAAAUUAUGGCAAUUCCGAGGCCAUGCGCUACGAGGCGGAGGCUGUCCGCCAGUCCAUACUCGCCGGCGAUGUGGAGAACAAGAACGUGAGCUAUGCUGACAGCCUGCUCAUUGUUGAGAUUCAGGAUACCAUUCGCAAGCAGAUCGGUGUGCUGAAUAAAUUCGAUGAGGAAUGAAUUUAUAGAUUGUAUUAACCCAUCAAAUAUAUUAAAUAUUUUUUUAAAUAAAUGAAAACACUUAAAUGUA